This is a messenger RNA of Micromonas commoda, 1050 nucleotides long. RefSeq lists its product with no specific name. NCBI's taxonomy places the organism in Eukaryota, Viridiplantae, Chlorophyta, Mamiellophyceae, Mamiellales, Mamiellaceae. Gene Ontology annotation, biological process: protein deubiquitination. The transcript has a single exon. Gene Ontology annotation, molecular function: cysteine-type deubiquitinase activity. The record is from RefSeq and is a predicted model, not a curated record. Bases 1 to 1050 code for a protein of 349 amino acids.
AUGGCCAGGGCCAAGCACCAGGGGAAAGGCAAGGGGGGAUCCGCCCGCGCGGCGGAGCCCUCCCCGCGGAAGCAGCGCGGCCCCAACCAUCGAAGCUCGUCCACCGCCGAGGAGGCCGAGCUCCGGACGCAGCUCCACGAGCUCGGACUGCGGGUCAAGGAGGUGGCCGCCGACGGCAACUGCUUCUUCCGGGCGAUGUGCGAUCAGCGCUGGGGGGACGAGGACGAGCACCUCCACCUGAGGCGGCUCACCAUCGAGUACAUGAAGGCGAACAGGGACGACUUCGAGCCCUUCAUCGAGGACGACGAGAAGUGGGACGCGUACGUGGAGAGGAUGGGCGAGGACGGCACGUGGGCGGGGAACAUGGAGCUCCAGGCGGCGUCGCUGGUGUGCAUGACCAACGUGUGCGUCCACCAGGCGGGGCAGCCGCGCUGGGAAAUCGUCAACUUUCCCACCGCCGACAGGUGGUUCCACGUCACGUACGAGGGCGGCGACCACUACAACUCCGUCGAGCUCAUCAGCAGGCGGUGGUACCUCGAAGGAGACGAGAGCGGCGGGGAGCGAGAGGCGAGCGGGCCCAUCUCGCUGUCAAAGGGACGCGACGGACGCGCGGCGCCGGGCUGGCACUGCACUCGGGAGCCGACGCAAUCCGUCGUCAACGAGUGCGUCGCGCGCUCGGGAGGCGAGGCGAAGAAGCAGCGCGCUCGAGAGGUGCUCCGACUCUUCGACGGCGACGUGGACGCGGCGGCGGCGGCGCUGCGGGCGGAGACGUCCUAUCGCGGGGCGCUCAAGGGCGGCGUCGGGGAUCCGAAGCCCAGCGAAUCCGACGAGACCGGUCGCCCGAUGCUCUCCGAGGACGACUGGGCACUCAGGGGCGUCACGGGUGGGGGGACGAAGUCGAGCGGCGACUUGAUCGACGAGGAGGGAUCGGACGACGACGACGAUUGGGAACCCGUGGUGACCAAGAGGCGCGGAGGCGGGGGCAGGAGAGGGGGCGGUUCGAGACGCGACGACGACCUCGACGAGCGCGUCGCGGCGCUCAGAAUCUGA